This is a messenger RNA of Ceraceosorus guamensis, 2226 nucleotides long. RefSeq lists its product as hypothetical. The transcript has 3 exons. NCBI's taxonomy places the organism in Eukaryota, Fungi, Basidiomycota, Exobasidiomycetes, Ceraceosorales, Ceraceosoraceae. Gene Ontology annotation, cellular component: nucleus. The record is from RefSeq and is a predicted model, not a curated record. Gene Ontology annotation, molecular function: DNA-binding transcription factor activity, RNA polymerase II-specific; RNA polymerase II cis-regulatory region sequence-specific DNA binding. Gene Ontology annotation, biological process: regulation of transcription by RNA polymerase II. The coding region runs from base 1 to 2226 and encodes 741 amino acids.
AUGUCAAAUUACUUCUCGCACGCCACCUCGAGCUCCACGCCCAGCGGUAGCACACUAAGCUCUGCUCCGAUAUCCAUUUCGCCAGCCCGAUUAGGCCCCUCCAGCAGCCCUAUUCACCGGACGCCCGCUGUCACUUCAACUCCUGUUCCCGACAAAGGGGCUUUUGAGCUACAUCUCGAAUCGACAGCCCAGCCAGCUUUUCCUGAUUUGGACCUCAGCGCAAACACGCACGACAGUCAGCGUUGGGCAGGGCACAAUUUGGACGGCAGCGCUGCUGGGAGCGAUGUAUUGUCGGGAAGCGUGUCUUCCAGCGAUCUAGGCGAAGGCUCGUCUCGAGCUGCCGCCGAGGACCCUGCAUCCCUUCCAGUCUCUAUCAGCAUCCCUAGAUCGACAGCUCCUUCCCACGCUCGCAAGAAAGCUGCAGACCAUGUUCCCAGGCCUAGAAACGCAUUCAUUCUAUUCCGCAGUCAUGCUCAUCGACAAGGACUGGUGCCCAAGGAACUCAGUGCCAAUCACUCGAACAUCAGCGUCAUCAUCUCACACAUGUGGAGAAGCCUGCCCACCGAGGAGAAGGAGAUGUGGGCCAAGGAAGCGCAAAGGGAAAAGGAUGAGCAUGCGCUUUUGUACCCGGACUACAAGUUCAAGCCCGUGUACAGACGGGAGAAUGUGGUCAGGCGGAGCGUUCGAAAGGAAGCGGAUGAGGAAGAGAAGAACCUGCAAAUUGCCGAUCAUAUUCUCAAGUCACAUGGACGCGACGGAGUUCAGCUUGGCGAAGAGCCCAACAGCAACAUCAUCGCUUCAUCUGCAAGCGAGCGCAAGAGGGUCAGACGUGCCGAGUCUCGCGCCAAGUCGAGGAACAAGAUAGCCGCAGCUGCAGCGAGCGCCUCUUCGAGUCUGGAGCAAGCGCAUAGGAAGAGGGCCCUCAAAGUUGCCCGAAGGGCAGUGCGGGAAGUAAGCAAGAGUCCAGCUACUACUUCCUCUGCAGCUUCUCCCGCAGAUUGGCACCGCGCCUCGCAACAACCGUGGGACAGCACUCAAGACUACGUUGCGCCCGCCCUGAGAACAGUGAGGAGAUCUUCGUCUGUCCCUGCGCUCGCCGACAGCGUCAACUGGGCCAAGAGCACCUACACGCCAGCUUCCUUUCCAACCGACGGCCCUGCCGUCUAUCCAGCAAGCGCACUUCCUCAGCACCUGAAGACUGGCUUCCAUAGCUACCCUAGUCCCCCUCAUCAACGAUCUGCAACAUAUCAUGAGCCAAUGCAUCUCAGCGCUCCAUUGCACACACCCAUGAGCGCUUACUCUACCGUCUCUGCAUCCAGUGUUGGUCUCUCUUCUGGCCUCGCCGGUGUCCACGUCUCUCGAUCACCGCAGAUGCCGAUCUCACCCAUGACACAGGUGCAUCCUAUCUCUGCCUCCCAUCACUCACCCACGUCUCCAUUCAGAUCGCAACGACCCGACUUGCCGCGCCCCUUCACCUCGGCAGGAAUCGCCAGCACUGGCAGUAGUGCCGGUCUGACUGGCGCUCUAGAUCUCAGUUCUCCCACUUGGUCCAACUUCAGGGACAUGCUCGCGUCUCCGCACGCCGGCACAAGCUACGGCAACGCUCGCCGGCCGAGUGGAACAGGUUGGCAAAGCAGCGCUAGGCUUGCCAACGCGGACAUUGGCCUACCAGUCAUGAAGCCUCGAGGAUCCAUAGGGCAGGACACCAACAACUUGUCGACUGGCCCUCAGUCUUUGCGGCGCGAACGUAUGCCUCCGAGAUGGGACAGCACGCAGAAGACCACGGACAUGGACGAGGUAGACGAGCUGGACAAUUCCGACUUUGCAGCGGCUGCCAAAGCUGCUCAGCAGUCGCUCUACUACCAACAAGACUCUGACUUGGAACAUCUUUUGCAAGGCGAAUCAGGCGAAUUGGGUCUGUCGCAACAGCAUACAGACGGUCCGAGCGAGGCUGAACAUUUUUUCAGCCAGCAGACUCUGUUCAGAGCUCCGUCGAUGUCACACUCGCAAGCGCUCUCGAGCGCUAGCCAGAGCACGCGAGGCAGGGCUUUGGAUUGGGCCGUCUACGGAUCGAACUCACCAGACUAUGGGCCAGACGACUUGACGCAAGUGUUGGGUGCAGAUGCGGCAUUUGUGGAGAUGCUCAUGGCUCCUCGAGCCAGCGCGGGCGCCGGACUUUGUCUUUGGCGCAAUCCGCGGACGAGGAAUCCGCACUUGUCCCAAUGA